Molecule: messenger RNA, 189 nt
Organism: Cooperia oncophora
Lineage: Eukaryota; Metazoa; Nematoda; Chromadorea; Rhabditida; Trichostrongylidae
Source: the annotation of a GenBank genome assembly
AUGAACUCAAUGUUGGAAGCGAUGUUCCACGGAAAACCGAUGAUCGUGAUUCCUCUAUUUGGCGAUCAGCAGCUGAAUGCGAGAAACAUACAAAGGCAUGGUGUAGGCACCCUCAUCGAAAGACAUCGUUUGAACAAAUACACUUUGAGACAAGCUAUCCAGGAAACAUUAGGAAAUCGGUACGUCUGA